Molecule: messenger RNA, 1769 nt
Organism: Seriola dumerili (greater amberjack)
Lineage: Eukaryota; Metazoa; Chordata; Actinopteri; Carangiformes; Carangidae
Gene: emp1a
Product: peripheral myelin protein 22-like
Exons: 5
Coding region: 120-596 (158 amino acids)
Cellular component (GO): plasma membrane
Source: RefSeq, a predicted model, not a curated record
GGGAAAACAGGGUGAUGUGUGUGCUGUGAAUUCAAAGCUGGGUGGGUCUACAGUGUUUAACAUUCCCAAAUAACUCCCGGGCCGUGCGUUUAAGCGCUUUCAGUUUUCAGAAGGCCACAAUGUUGAUGCUGGCUGGAAUCGUUGUUCUGCACAUUACCACCAUCAUCCUGCUUCUGGUGGCCACCAUUGAUAAUGCCUGGGUGAUCAAUGACUCAAUGUCAGCUGGAUUGUGGGGCAAGUGGGAGUUGAAAACCAGCUCAGUCUGGCAUUACACCAACCUGAAAGACUACCCACAGGAAUAUCUCCAGACGGUGCAGGCCACCUCAGUGCUGGCCUGUAUUUUUGCCAUCCUGGCCUUGUUUGUGUUUGUGGCUCAGCUGUUCACCCUGCCCAAAGGCCAGAGGUUCACCUUCACUGGCGUUUUACAACUAAUUGCCUGCCUGUGUAUAAUGAUAGCAGCCUCGAUUUACACGGCUGAGCUUCAAAUCAAAGAACAAGGAGGGUACGGACAUUCCUAUGUCCUGGCCUGGAUCUCUUUUGUCUUCACCUUACUCUUAGCAGUUACCUACCUCAUCCUGCGGAAGAAGAGUGAGUGAGAGGAUAAGAGGAAUGUGGGCAGGGCUGGGAUCAUUUUUCUUUGGAUAUGGGAAAUUAAAGAAUGGGAUUUGCCUCAAAAUUUGUAAAAACCUGAAGACGGUUGAUCAACAUCUGUAGCUAGGAAAAUGGGGAGUCGUAUUCAAUCACUAACAAGAGCCAUUUGUUUUUCUAUUUGAAUGUUAUGAAUGGAAAUAGAUCUCAUGCUAACAUUACAUGAAGGGCUGAACUUUAUGUGAACAAUUUUUAGUCUUAAAAUUUCCAUUUGAUUAAAGUGAGAAGAGGACAGAGCAAUAUUUUAUAAAGGGGUAGGGCAGUAUGAGGUACAAAAUGAUGAUUGCCAUUAUGAGGAUGCAACCCCUAAAAAAACAUUUCAUAUCAUUAUGACCAUGAAAAAAUUAAGAAAACAAUUAUUUCCAAUGUCUUUUAAAGGUAAUUUCAUACAAGUUUGAAGAACUCAGUCCACGGCCAGUAGUUUGACAUUUUGAUAAAUACUCUUACUCGCUUUCUUGGCAAGAAUAAUGGAGAGGAUGAGAGGAUCAAUACCACACUGAACACUCAGCCAGCACGUUAGCUUAGCUUAGCACAAAGACUGGAAACAGGGGAAAAUGAGUAGCUGUGCUCUGUCUAAGGGCAACACUGCCAACUGACACCUUUAAGAUCCAUUAUUUUUUGAGCUUUUAAUGAAGACGCCAUUUUAUUUGCUUGAAGUGUACACAUUGUGGUUUUACUGGGUUGCUAUGAGCAGAACUAUUAAUGCAAUUUUAGAACUGGUCAUGAUGGGUAGUUUAGUUGGCUUUGGAGAGAGCCAGGCUAGCUGUUACCCCCUUUUUUCAGUUUCUAUGCCAAGCUAAACUAGCGUUCUUCAUAUUUACCAUACAGACAUGACAGUGGUAUUGAUUCUCUCAUCUAAGGCUCAACAAAAAAGCGAGUAAGCAUAUAUCCCAAAAUGUCACACUACUGCUUUUGGAAUCUUAACAUAGUUGGUGUGAGAAGGGUAAUGCCCUUGUUAAAAGCCCUUUUGAGAUGUAGUAGUUGAAUAUAUUUUGUAAGACUAAAGUACUUAUCAUCCUGUAUAAUCGUAUUGUGAGGCUGACAGCUACUACUGCAGGUUUCCAGAGUCGAGAAAAAAAAAAAAAAUACUGUAUCUGAGAAGGUACGGCAUGUUGUUAAAA